GGGAAAAUGAAGUCUUUGUAGUACACCGUGAAUAAUAAAUUCGAUCCUGUGAGGUUCCCCAACUGAAACAACACUGAGACAUGUGCCUUGAAGGUAUAGAGAACCCCAAAAUCCCAAGAGGAUAAUACAAUAUCCUAUCUGAUCUGCAAAGGCAACGUGUUUCCUAAUUCGAAUGCAGUUAAUGGCGAUAUGCUCAACCCGGGUUUGGUUUGGGACAAAAAUAUUGAUCGUCAAGGCUGCAAUCCGUACCAAUAAAGUCCCAUCGCUGUUGAGUCCCGAGAAUACGAGGCAAUUGCUGAUUAGUCAGUUGGCCGCGCGGAGAUCGUUGGCUGAAGCGUUCGGGGUUGCGUGGAACUAUUGACUUUGCUGAUGAUCAGGGGCACAUACUUAACUUGUAUCUCGAAGAAAUUGAGAAAGACUUAAACUCCAACAUUUCUGGAUGAGCGAUGCUGGUGAAAGGCAUCCGAAAUAUCCUUAGGUGGGACGCACCCCUCCUCAAGUAUCGUCAGCUUCGACAAGACUCAACUGGACCCGAUCAAGGGACAACGUCUGUCUCGAGAGAUACAUCGAGUGAUCCCAGUAUCGGGACAGCUGAAAUGGCGAUUCCAGGGGGUCGUUCAAUCCGUGCAUCUAGCCCUACGUCUAGUUCAUCAAUGGCUGCCGCCGCCUUGGCAGAAGAGGCUCAUCAGCUUCCAAAGCUUUCCCUUGGGCUGUUGAUAGCUCUGACGUGCAGUAUUGGAGGACUCCAGUUUGUAUGGUCAACGAUCUUUUCUCAUGGCUCGGCAUACCUUUUCUCUCUUGGAAUCACCGAGUCGCAAUCCUCCCUGAUAUGGGCCAUUGCACCAAUAUGCGGUGCAUUCGUUCAACCGGUCGUUGGUGCACUAGCAGACAACUCUCGGUCUCGCUGGGGACGGAGGCGACCUUUCAUCCUGGGUGGAGCAAUUGGGGUUGUCAUCUCUAUCAUUUUGCUAGCAUGGAUUGACGAUAUCAUGCGUUGUCUAACUGCUAUACUCGGCAUCCAAUCCAAGGAUACAAUUCAGACAACCGUCCAGGUCGGUACUAUUGUUUGUAUCGCACUUCUCAACCUUGCUGUACAGCCGCUACAGCUGGGCUUGCGUGCCUUGAUAGUCGACGUCUGCCCCUCAGAGCAACAAAGUCUUGCCAGCGCCUGGGCUGGGCGAUUUACCGGUAUCAGCAACAUCCUAGGAUAUCUGCUUGGUUCGCUCUCAAUUGGUCCUCUGGCAGAGGAUGACGAGUCCUGGAGGUUCCGCUUCUUGUCACUUCUGACCGUCUUCAUGCUCUCUUCCACCGUUGUCAUCACCCUAUUCUUCAUCCGCGAACAUCAUGCCGGCGACUUAGUUGCAGAGGUCCAAGAGCCAACGUCUAUUUUCCACGUCUUCCGAGAUGUUAAAGACGGUUGGGCGAUCAUGUCCCCGCAAGCGCGACGCGUGUGCUUAGUACAAUUCUGUUCCUGGAUGGGCUGGUUUGGUUUCCUAUUCUACAGCACAUCCUACGUCGGCCGUCUUUACCUUGCGGAAUCGCGGAAACAAGGUGUGGAGCCAACCGAUGCAUUGAAAGACGCAAGUAUACGGAUAGGGACGUUCGCAAGCGUGCUUUCAUCCAUCACAGCUUUCGCAACGACAGUGAUCGCCCCACACAUUGCCGCCAGUAAAUCAACACUCCCCUCGCCCAUCCUCGACGGGCUGAAGGCCAGAGUUAGUGCAGGUUGGUGGCGACAGAAACACAUUCUCUGGGCCAUGAGCUUGUUUCUCUACGCAUUCUGCACCUUUUGCACCUUCUUUAUCUCUUCUACCAAUGCAGCGAUCUUCAUCGUCACUCUGGUCGGUCUGUCCUGGGGAAUCACGCAGUGGGCACCUUUUGCUCUGCUCGGCGAAGAAAUCGCCAUGCACGAAGUCGAAGGCGAAGAUGAUGACUCCGAAGUCGAGAAGGGACGAGAAGGAAUGACUGCCCAGAGCGGCGCGAUCAUGGGCGUUCACAAUGCUGCGAUUUCCAUACCACAGAUCUUGGCUGCUUUUGGCAGCAGUUUCAUCUUCUGGCUAUGCAAGGGGGACAAGCCUGGAGAGGGCAACGGGAUCCCGUGGGUGUUGAGGAUCAGCGGUGUUGCUGCUCUUGUUGCGGCGUAUUUUGCGUGGCGUCUUAAAUAGAGCCUUCCUGGUAUAUCUACUAACGCGGCCGGUUUCUUAUGUUUUCGGAGUUUGGAACAGAGGGAAAUGAUUAGACUAAUAAUAAUAAUGUUGAUUCACUAGGACAUUCUAUUGCGAUAUUUGUUCUCUGAACACACAGUUAGCAAAUAUUGAAACAGCUAAUGGCGGUCAUGAUUGGUGCAAGUACGAUAGGUAAACAGCAGCAUGUGUGCUUCAGAUACGUCAAAUCGGC
Molecule: messenger RNA, 2397 nt
Organism: Aaosphaeria arxii CBS 175.79
Lineage: Eukaryota; Fungi; Ascomycota; Dothideomycetes; Pleosporales
Product: MFS general substrate transporter
Exons: 3
Coding region: 447-2165 (572 amino acids)
Biological process (GO): transmembrane transport
Cellular component (GO): membrane
Molecular function (GO): sucrose:proton symporter activity
Source: RefSeq, a predicted model, not a curated record